Messenger RNA from Labeo rohita (rohu), 639 nucleotides. RefSeq lists its product as uncharacterized. Gene Ontology annotation, biological process: cellular response to lipopolysaccharide; negative regulation of T cell proliferation; cell surface receptor signaling pathway. The record is from RefSeq and is a predicted model, not a curated record. Gene Ontology annotation, cellular component: external side of plasma membrane. The transcript is spliced from 3 exons. Bases 1 to 639 code for a protein of 212 amino acids. NCBI's taxonomy places the organism in Eukaryota, Metazoa, Chordata, Actinopteri, Cypriniformes, Cyprinidae.
AUGCUUCACUUCAGUACUGUUAUCAUUUCAAAUGUGAAGCAGACAGUAGAAAUAACAGGAUACACAGGUGGUUCAGUUGUGCUGCCCUGUUCCUGUGCUGAUCCUCAGUCUACAGUUACAACAGUCACCUGGCAGUUUGAGCAGGGACUGCGAUGGAUUCAAGUAUCUGAAGAUGAGAAAUACAGCAGCAGACAUGUGCUGUUUAAUGAACAUUCUCCAACAAAUCUGUCUCUUCUCAUUUCUGACCUUAGAAUAAAUGACCAGGGCUACUAUAAAUGUCUGAUUGAACCAAAUACUUUUACAUAUGUUGACUUAAAGGUUAAAGGGUGUGAUUUGUUUGAGAACAAAAAGACAGUUGCAGCGACUGGAUAUUCAGGAGAGUCUGUGGUUCUGCCCUGCUCCUGCACUGAACUACUGGCUAAACCUGAACAGAUACAAUGGAUGUAUUUUAAAGCAGCUAAAUUUAAAGAAAUUUACCCAAAUAAACAGAUUAAGAGUUAUGAGAACAGAGUCAAACUAUUAAACCCAAGCAUUCCAGGAGACUAUCAGUGUUAUGUCUCGUCUCAUCAAGUAGUCUCCUUCACACUUACUUUACUUCAUGCUGAAGGUAGUUUUCUUCUGUUUCUGUUGUCAUGUUAA